Messenger RNA from Cotesia glomerata, 1737 nucleotides. RefSeq names its product protein mono-ADP-ribosyltransferase PARP16 (gene Parp16). The coding region runs from base 564 to 1706 and encodes 380 amino acids. Gene Ontology annotation, cellular component: endoplasmic reticulum tubular network; nuclear envelope; membrane. Lineage: Eukaryota; Metazoa; Arthropoda; Insecta; Hymenoptera; Braconidae. Gene Ontology annotation, biological process: endoplasmic reticulum unfolded protein response. The transcript is spliced from 7 exons. The record is from RefSeq and is a predicted model, not a curated record. Gene Ontology annotation, molecular function: kinase binding; NAD+ poly-ADP-ribosyltransferase activity; protein serine/threonine kinase activator activity.
AACGCGUGACAUCAUUUUGUAAUGCAGGAUUGUAAACAUUACGUUACUAACACACUUAGCUUUGAAAUAUGAUCGAUUAAUAUGUUUAGUUCAUUUUUUUAAUGUCUAAAUUUUUUUUUUUUUUUUUUUUAGCGUACAAUGUGAAGGAAGGUGCUUCUUGUUGAAGUUUUAUGACACGGUGAAGUUAGUAGAAUAUAAAUAAAAAGAAAUUGUUAUGACACUAAAGUUGACAGACAUUAAAAAUGUUUUUAGAAUUUUAUAGCAAUUAAAUUAUUUAAAAUUAAUAAAAAUUAAAAGUGAAAAUUAUUUAUUAUAAUUGAUUUGUUAUUAAAAUUUUAAAAGUUGACAGCUGAUAGCUAACUUCACUAUUGUAAAUUGUUGACGUGUAAUUUAUGAAUGACAAAUGACAUAAUAUUUAACAAAAACAAUUGGAGCAAUAAAAGUGUCAUGAGUGGACCGACAAACUGUUAAACUAUUGUUUUAUUUGUAAAUUAAAAUGAUAAGUUUUUUAAAUUGCAUAAAUUAUCUCGUAAUUUAAAUCAGAUUUGUUUUAUUAAUUAAGGAUGGCUUGUCUUGAAACUCAACCUCACCUCUACAGUAAAUGGUGCAACAAAUCACUGAAAGACAAAUUUAAAAUAGACAGCGAGCAGCAGGAUCAGUCGACGGCGAUGAGCAGCGCGGUACCACCAGUAGAGUGUUGUGGACUCAGCGAAGGUCAUAAAAAAGUAUUAAAUUUGAAAAAUUUUAUUAGUCAAGAUCCUCAAGCCGCUGAUUUCAAAUGGUCGCUAUUUGUUGCUGCUUGUCAUACUUAUAGACAUAAUACUUGUCUUAAGCCAUUUCCACCAAUGUACACUAAGAAUGAAUGCAAAGAUAUUGAAGCUUUGAGAGAAGCUAUUGAAAUAAUUCCACCACUUGCUAUUAUGUUUGAGCGUCUAGAUGAUCCAAAAGUGUACGAUGAACAUCAAGCAGCAAUUGAUUUGUUACAUUGGGUGUUCAUAGGUCUUCGUGAUCCUAACAUUAAAUCUGUCAACAAAGAUUCUUUUGAUUCGAUUUUAAACAAAGUGCCCUCGCAGUUGACUGUGAAAAAACCAAAUUUAAUAUUCCAAUUAGUAUAUCCAAGUGAAUCUUCCCGAGAAGAACGUUGGCAAAACGUUAUGCGAGGACAUUCCACAUUUCAUGCGUACCAUGGUAGUCGUUUGGAUAAUUUUCAUUCCAUUAUUCACUAUGGGAUCCAGCAGCACAUGAGCCAGAAUGGAUUAUUUGGAAAGGGAAUUUAUCUCUCUAGCGAACUAGAAGUUAGUUUACACUGGGCUCAUUCAGGAUAUGGAUGGGGUGGUAGUAUGUUAGGUAGAGAAUUGAGCUGCGUUGCUCUUUGUGAGUUAGUCGAUCACCCAGAUGUUAAAAAAGGCGAUACAGAAGAACCCAGUAAUUCCUUGAAAAUUGCCGUUGGAAAAAAAGUACCCAAUAAGUAUUACUUGGCGCUCAAUAGUGAUCUAGUUCGUAUUCGCUACAUUCUGGUCUAUAGCAAAGAUUUAUGUGCAAUAAGACAUUCCGAAAUAAAUGGAGUUGUUGGCUGGUUUAAACAAAAUAAACUCCUGACGCUUUUACUUGGUUACGUCGUACUUCUAGUCUCUGUGGGCUUAAGUCACAAUAAAAAUGUUGAAAGAUACUAUAAAUUAUUUAUUAAAAAAAUCGGAUUUGAUUGAAUAAAUUUAUAUAUUUAUAAAUUAUAUUUGC